This is a messenger RNA of Ruditapes philippinarum (Manila clam), 8063 nucleotides long. Its product is annotated as high mobility group protein 20A-like. Gene Ontology annotation, cellular component: nucleus. Gene Ontology annotation, biological process: regulation of gene expression. The record is from RefSeq and is a predicted model, not a curated record. Lineage: Eukaryota; Metazoa; Mollusca; Bivalvia; Venerida; Veneridae.
AAAAGAAAAGGAAUGGGAGGCUGGCCAAAAGGCAAGAAACGAAAGCCGACUCCAGAUGUCACCAUGCCCAGAAAACCAAUGACUGGGUAUGUGAUAUUUGCAUCGCAGAGAAGACAGCAGAUUAAACUGACCAAUCCUGAGCUGUCAUUUCCAAUUGUCACUAAGCAGAUGGGGCAAGAGUGGUCACACAUGAGGGAGGAUGAGAAACAGAGAUAUUUAAAAAUGGCUCAGGAAGACAAGCAAAGAUACAUAAAUGAGAUGCAAGAAUUCCAGAAAUCUGUACAAUUCCAGACAUACCUGAAAAACAAACGAAGCAACAGUGAUCUCGACCCUUGCCUAACAGAAGAUGGAAAAGGACUUAUAGAUAUUGAGGUGGAUGAUGACAUGAAUGAGUUGUACUGUAAAGUGUGUAACCAGUAUUUUAUUUCUGCACAUAACAAAAAAGAACAUAUGUUUGGUAGACAGCAUUUACAGAAUAUUACAAAUGAGAUUAUUCAAGCUGAACAACUGAUACUAUCCACAGACAACAUAGAUCCAACCAUAACUAUUACAGAAAAAUCUCAAGAUACUUUGCUAAGAAAGGACAGCUCACUAAAUAUAAGUGAAUUUAUACAGGAAUUUAUGUCCAAAAAUAGUGAAAGAGAAAAAGAAAUUAUAGUUCUGAGAAAAUCUCAUAAAAGUUCUUUAGAAGAUAACUACGAGAUGUCAAAACAAGUUAAAGAAUUAGAGGAAUAUGAGAGUAAGCUUGACCAGGAUCUAGGUAGUUUAAAAGCAUAUGGUGCCUCAUUAGCUGCUCAAGUUGAUGCUUUGAAGAUGGUGCCCACAUUGUUUGGUGUAAUCAACUUUUGAGAUAUGCAUAUUUUGUUAGGCAUAUUUUGUUAGAAAUACAGCAUAUAUUUGAUAUAUAUAUCAUCCCCCAUCAAAAAGACAUCGUGAAAUAUGGUUAUAGUCUAUUAGUUUCCAUCUGCCUGUCUCUCAUUUUUGUCUGGAGUAUGUGAGAUAUUGGCUUGAAACUUCAUGGGCAACUUUGACCUUUAUUAUACCCCCACCACAAAAUGUGUGGGGGGUGCUAUAAUGGAUUUGCUUUGUCGUGUCGGUCUGUCCGUCUCCAUUAUCGUGUCAGCUCUAUAAAUCCUAUACCAAUUGAAGGAUUUUCUUCAAACUUGGCUCAAAUGUUCACCUCAACAAGGGGUAUGUGCAGAACCCAUGUUGACCAUGUGUCAGCUCAAGGUCAAGGUCACAAUUGAAGGUCAAAUAUCAAACAAUCAAAUAUUAUUAUGUUUUGUCCGCUCUGCAAGUCCUACACUAAUUGAAAGAUUUUUUUUCAAUCUUGGCUCAAAUGUUCACCUCAACAAGGUAAUGUGCAGAACCCAUGUUACCCUUUUGCUGGCUUAAGUUCAAGGUCACACUUAAAGGUCAAAAAUUGACUUAGAAAAAAUUCUUAAAUAUUAUCAUGACUGUAUUUGAAUAUUUCUGAAACUAGAAAAGGUAUUUGCUUGAAACUUAAAAUAUGUAUGAAGUGUCACAAUUUAGAUAUGCAGGUCAAGUUUCAUAACUCUGUAUUGCAUUUUGAUAAAGUUAUGCCCCUUUUUAAGUCUUUAAAUUUACAUACAAUAAAUACUAGACGAUGUCAUGUCUGCUCUAUAAAUUCUAUACUUAUGGAAGGAUUUUUUUCAAACUUGACUCAAAUGUUCACCCAAACUGGGCAAUAUGCAGAACCCAUCUUACCCUUGUGCCAGCUUAAGGUCAAGGCCACAUUUGAAGGUCAAAAAUUGACUUAGAAAAUGUUCUGAAAUUUUAACAUGUACUUGAAUAUUUCUAAAACUAGAACAGAUAAUCAUUUGAAACUUCAAAUAUAUACGAGAAGAUAUGCAGGUCAAAUUUCAUAACUUAAAAAAGAUGGGGGGUGAUAACUUUGUAUUGCAUUUUGACAAAGUUAAGUCCAUUUUUAUGUCUUUAAAUUUAUUUACUAUAAUAUUAAAAUUUCUUAAACCAGAACAAAUAUUCACUUGAAACUAUGUAAUAUAUAAAGGGUCACAAGUAAGCUCGGUAUGCAAAGUUUUUCCACUCUUAAUUAUACCCCCGAAACGAAGUUUGGGGGGGGGGGGAUAUAGGAGUCACUCGGUGGUCGGUCGGUCCAGCGGUCCAUUGCAUUUUCUUUGUCCGGAGCAUAACCUGAAGACUAAUGGUUGGAAUUCAAUACAACUUCAUACAAUGAUCAAGCACAUUGAGAGGAAGUGCAGUGCACAAGAACCAUAACUCCAUCUUCACUUAUUACAGAGUUAUUUCCCUUUGUUACUUUUCCUUGUCCGGAGCAUAAAUUGAAAACUACUGGUUGGAAUUCAAAACAACUUCAUACAAUGGUCAAGCACAAUAAGAGGAAGUGCAGUGCACAAGAACCAUAACUCUAUCUAAAGUAAUAACAGAGUUAUUGCCCUUUAAUACUUUUUCCAUUGCUUUCUUUUGUCCGGACCAUAACUUGAAGACUAAUGGUUGGAAUUCAAUACAACUUCAUACAAUGGUCAAGCACAAUAAGAGGAAGUGCAGUGCACAAGAACCAUAACUAUGUCCAUAGUAAUUAUAGAGUUAUUGCCCCUUGUUACUUUUCCUUUUGCUUUUUUCUUGUCAAGAGCAUAACUUGAAAACUGCUAGUUGGAAUUCAAUAUAAUUUUAUACAAUGGUCAAGUAUAUUGAGAGAAAGUGCAGUGCACAGAAACCAUAACUCUUUCUUGACUCUUUUUUAAAGAGUUUUUGCCCUUUGUUACUUUUUAUUGUCCAGUGCAUAACUUGAAAAUUAGUGGUUGGAAUUCAAUGAACUUCAUAAAAUGGUCAAGGGCAGUGAGAUGAAGUGCAGUGCACAAGAACCAUAACUCUAUUUUGACUAAUUACAGUUAUUGCCCUUUGUUACUUUUUUUGUCCAGUGCAUAACUUUGUUACUUUUUUGUCCAGUGCAUAACUUGAAAACUAGUUGUUGGAAUUCAAUACAACUUUAUACAAUGGUCAAGCCCAAUAAGAGAAAGUGCAGUGUACAAUAACCAUAACUCCAUCUUCAGUAUUUGUAGAGUUAUUGCCCUUUGUUCUUUUUCCUUGUCCGAUUGCUUACAUAAAAACUAAUGUUUAGAAUUUAAUGCAACUUCAUAUAAUGGUCAAGCGCAAUGAGAGGAAGUGCAGUGCUCAAGAAGCGUAACUUUUUCUAUACUUAUUACAGAGUAAUUCAAUAAAACUUAAUCAAUGGUCAACCACAUUGAAAGGAAAUGCAACAUACAAGAACCACAACUAUCUUUAAUUGCCCACAACCAUAACUCUAUUUAAAUUAUUUUGAAAGGUACCGUAUAAGUACUUAUUUCUGAGGGCUUAAUAUUCUGCGAUUUUUGUUAAAAUAGGGGGUUUUUAAUUUCUGCGUAUUUUAUUUUUGCGUUGUCAUCAUUCUCGCAUUGGUGCUUUUUAUUUCUGCGUAUUAAUUAAGAUAUUUUUACAAAAUUAACCUACACAAACAGACAACAUUUCAAGAUUUGUUGAUGUAACAUGUACAUUACUUCCGGUUAACAUGCAGACGACUGACAAUGUAUUUCAUUGUAAUCAUCAUGUAUCGGCAUAUACAUGUUAAAACCUGCAAUGCUAACAAUUUUAAUGCUGUGUAUAAAUAUGAAGUGUGAAUAAUAAACAAUUGCAAAAUUGCACGUAGACACAAGAUAUUGUACAAAUACAAAAGGGUAUGUUUAUUGCACCCGUCAAACUACAAUAGUCUGAUUUUACAAGGAAAUCAAGCUAACGGUGAGAGAAAAUCAUACAACAUUUAUUUAAACAAAGAGAACAAGCAAAGUAACAUUUUUUUCUAAUAUUUUAUUCACGACAGAUACAUUAAGAACAAUUCCCAACUACAAUAGCUGAUAAAGGUACAUGUUAAUGUAAUUAUACAAUACCGGUAGUUGAUAUAUUCCGAUAUAUACAUACGAAAAGGCUUAUUUUUUUGCGGUUUUUAAAUCUGCGGUGUCGUAAUGAACCGCAGAAAUAGCAGAAAUAAAGUUUCCGCAGAAAAUAGUACUUAUACGGUAUUCUGUUACUAGUGACUUCCUUAUUUCCGAAGCAGUCUUGCGGGGAUAUUAAUCACUUUUAGUGAUAGUUCUAGUUACAUUUUGACAUAGUUAUUCUUUUUUCUUAACUUAACUGCUUUUGUUUGUUUUAGUACAUUGGGAAAAUGAAAGGUUUUUCGAACAUGAUUUGACAAUUUAUAUAUAUACUAUUACCUGUACAUUUUGUUUUUUUUUUCACCAGAGAUAAUUUCUUUUUAUGUAUAUGUAUUUGUGCCAGUAAAGUUAUUCCCUUAACCACCUUUCAAAGUCGUCUUUUGGGGCAUCCGUGGCCGAGUGGUUAAGGUCGUUGACUUCAAACCAAUUGCCCCUCACCGCUGUGGGUUCGAAUCCCGACAGGGACUUUGGAUUCUUUCAUGUGAGGAAGCUAUCCAGCUAGCUUACGGAAUGUCGGUGGUUCUACUCAGGUGCCAAUUCGUGCCUGAAAUAAUGCACGGAAGGGCACCUGAGGUCUUCCUCCACCAGCAAAGCUGGAACGUCGCGAUAUGACCUAUACUGUGUCGAUGUGAAGUAAAACCCAAAACAAACAAAACAAAAGUUGUCUUUUGUCAAGGACAUUGGUGGGGGUAUGAAUCGCAUUCAGCGAUAGUUCUAGUUAAUUAUACCUGUAUACUUAUUCUGAUUUUAUUAUAAAAUGUGCAAUACUUUUUUCUUUAAAUGUUUUCAAGCACCAAUUGUUUAUGUUGGUGUCAUUUGUAUUUGAUUUCAGUUUUUGUUUAAAAUGUUUUGAAAGCAGCAAACCUCAUGAUUUAUGCCAAUUUUAUUAUGCCCCCGCCAUAAAAUGGCUGGGGCAUACAGUGUUACCUUGUUCCGUCAUUCCGUCCUUCCCUCAUUCUGUCAUUCCGUUCAUUAUCUUAGUAACGGUUGCACACAUUCAACUUAAAUUUGACGUAUGGAUAUAUCAUGAGAAAAUACUGGUCAAGUUCGAAUUUGGUCAUGGUCCGGUGAUUUUUGAUGAAAUUUUCAGUUUCACUUCAUUAUCUCCCCAACGGUAUUACACAUUCAACUCAAAUUUGACAUAUGGAUAUGUCAAAGAAAUGCGCAGGUCAAGUUCAAUUUGGUCAUUGUUUGAUGAUUUUUGGCAAAGUUAUGCCCCUUUCACUUUGAAAAUAAUAAGAAAUGUUCGGUUUCCGUUCAUAAUAUAUCCCCAAUAGUUAUACAUAUUCAACUCAAAUUUACAAUAUGGAUAUGUCAAAGGAAUGCGCAGGUCAAGUUCGAAUUUGGUCAUGGUUCGUUGAUUUUGCAGAGUUAUGCCCCUUUUCACUUUGAAAGUAAUAUGAAAUGUUCAGUUUUACUUCAUUAUCUCCUCAACGGUAUUACACAUUCAACUCAAAUUUGACAUAUGGAUAUGUCAAAGAAAUGCGCAGGUCAAGUUCAAUUUGGUCAUGGUUUGAUGAUUUUUGGCAAAGUUAUGCCCCUUUCACUUUGAAAAUAAUAAGAAAUGUUCGGUUUCCGUUCAUAAUAUAUCCCCAAUAGUUAUACAUAUUCAACUCAAAUUUACUAUAUGGAUAUGUCAAAGGAAUGCGCAGGUCAAGUUCGAAUUUGGUCAUUGUUGUUGAUUUUGCAGAGUUAUGCCCCUUUCACUUUGAAAUUAAUAUGAAAUGUUCAGUUUCCGAUCAUUAUCUCCCCAACGGUAUUACACAUUCAACUUAAUUUUGAAAUAAAGAUAAGUCAAAGGAUGCACAGGUUAAUUUCAAUUUGGUCAUGGUUUGAUGAUUAUUGGCAGAGUUAUGCCCCUUUCACUUUGAAAAUAAUAUGAAAUUUUAAGUUUCCAUUCAUUAUCUCCCCAACGGUAUAACACUCAACAAAAAUUUACAUAUGGAUAUGUCAAAGGAAUGCGCAGGUCAAGUUCAAAUUUGGUUAUGAUUCGAUGAUUUUUGGUAGAGUUAUGCCCCUUUCACUUUGAAAAUAAUAUGAAAUUUCCAGCUUCCGUUCAUUAUCUCCCCAACGGUAUUACACUCAACAAAAAUUUGACAUAUGGAUAUGUUAAAGGAAUACGCAGGUCAAAUUCAAAUUUGGUCAUGGUUCCAUGAUUUUUGGCAGAGUUAUGCUGCUUUCACUUUGAAAAAAAAGGAAAUUUUCAGUUUCCGUUCAUUAUCUCCCAAAUAGUUGUACAUAUUCAACUCAAAUUUAGCGUAUGGAUAUGUUAUAAGAAUACAAUGGUCGAGUUUGAAUUUGGUAAUUGUUUGAUGAUAGCUGACAGAGUUAUCCCUCUUGAACUUAUAAAAUAAUAUGAAACUUUCGGAUUCUGUUCAUUAUCUCCCUCAUAGUUAUACAUAUUCAACUCAAAUAUACUAUAUGGAUACGGCAGAGUUUCACUAGAUUUAAUAUGAAAUUUACAGUUUCCGUUGAUUAUCUCUCCAACGGCAUUACACAUUCAACUCAAAUUAAACAUAUGGAUACGUGAAACAAAUGGACAGUUCAAUUUUGAAUUUGGUCAUGGUUAGAUGAUUUUUGGCAGAGUUAUGCCCCUUUAUUUUAUGUUUGGAUUACUGAUUUAUCCGUGAAAAUUUUAUUUGAUGAUUUCACAGUGAAAAUUAUCAAAAUAUAAUUUCACACUUUUCAAACUACUUUCUUAAGACUUUCCCCAUGUGGUACCUAAAUUUUAUUUUUGCUGUCAAUUCUGACAAUGUCAGGCUGUUCAGAGAAAAGCAAAGCUGAAAUUUAUAAAUAACUUAAAUGUCAAAAGUAAUUAAAAGAAGAAAACUUACUUCUAUUCAUUCAAAUUACCAAUCACAAAAUAUCGUCUCUUAUUUUUUUGUUUCAUUUUUUCUGUCUGAAAAAUACAUUCCUUCCACAUGCAAAACUGCUCUUGAUGACAUUUGGGCAUAUUUAAAUAUCCUACGAGCAAUAUCUGCCGUUUGCUUUAUGAAAACUUGAAAUAGAUACAUCUUAGGAAUAAGCAGUUCAAGUUCGAAUUUGAUCGUGGUUUAAUGAUUUUGGACAAAGUUGUCUCUCUUGAAUGUUGGAAAAAAAAUUGAAUUUUCAGUUUCAGCACUUAUACUUUUGUGGAAAUGUAUGUAGUUAUUAUUUUGGCUACAAAUGUGCAAUAUGCAAUUUACAAUUAUAGGUAAACACUGAAUAGUUUCUGUGCCUUGAACUUUUGUAUAAAAAUGGUUUGUGUUUAGGGCUUUGAAUUUAAAAUGAAAAAAAAAGUUUUUGCAAACAAAUUUGGAACUAAAUAUUGUAACAUCUGAAAUUUUGGCUGCAUGCGGGGGCAUCCGUGGGGUGACGACACAUUUCUAGUUAUGAAAAGAAUCAGAUUUUUUUAUUUAGGAGAAACGUUUGUGCAGUGGAUUAACGAUUUAUACAAUAAAAACAUAAAAAAUACUAUAAAGCCACAGAAAUUAAAGAUCCUGUAACACAAUUUUUUCAUGGUUUUAUUUCAUAAAUAUGAUGCUCAAAUUAAGAUUUGUCAAUAUUGUAAGUUCCAAUAAGCAUUAUUUAUAAAGAUAUUACCCAAUUUAACAUUUUAUGUAAAUAAAGGGAGGUAAUUAGAAAUAUAUUUUCUAUAAAUUCUAAGUCAAAUUUUCCAAUAAGAAAUGAAUGCCUGUAAUUUAUUGAUUAAAUAUAAUGUGCACAAAUAUUUGCAGUACACAUUUUACAUAUUCUUCAAUGUUUGAAAAUUGUUUUAUUUGCAUAAAUAUGUACAUAUAUAAUUUUUGCUAGUGUGGUAUUCAUACAGUAAAAAUAUCAAUCACAGAACAUACAGGAUCUUUAACAUUCUGCUUCAAAUUAUGCAGGAAUAACCGCAAGAGUAUAGUUAUGAUAUUGAAUUUUAUUGAAAACAAUUCAUAUUCUACAUAAAGCAUACCAUUUGUCACUUUGAUCAUGAAUAUAAAUAUAUAUUAUAUGCAUUUCUUAUGUUCUUAAAGAAGAUAAAAACAUAAAAUUUGACAUUAUUUUAUGGAAUCAACUAGUGUAAUUUUAAUGGAACAAUAUGCAGUAGAUAAUAAAGAAAUAAACAUGGAA